Messenger RNA from Nannospalax galili (Upper Galilee mountains blind mole rat), 17201 nucleotides. It is a transcript of the gene Ahnak, whose product is annotated as AHNAK nucleoprotein. The coding region runs from base 263 to 16363 and encodes 5366 amino acids. Gene Ontology annotation, biological process: regulation of RNA splicing. Gene Ontology annotation, molecular function: protein binding. The transcript has 6 exons. The record is from RefSeq and is a predicted model, not a curated record. Gene Ontology annotation, cellular component: nucleus; cytoplasm; costamere. Lineage: Eukaryota; Metazoa; Chordata; Mammalia; Rodentia; Spalacidae.
GCGCGCGGGGGCCCGGCCACUUGGAGCAGCUCUGCCGCGGGGACUGCACUGCCCGCCCUGCCAGACCCGCCCCGACCAGGGCUCGUCGUCGCCAGCAGCCACAGCACAGCGACCUCGGGCCCCACGCCGGCUAUGGCUGCUUGCCGGGCCUGAGCCCGCAGGCUGUGUGACCGAGAUUCCUGACGAGGGAGACUGAGAGGAAGAGAAGAAGGAGGGGCGGGCUCCUGGCAAGGCAUUCUCUCUGGAAUAGAGUCCUGCAAAGAUGGAAAAGGAGGAGGAGACAACCAGGGAGCUGCUGCUGCCCAACUGGCAGGGCAGUGGCUCCCAUGGGCUGACCAUUGCCCAGAGGGAUGAUGGAGUCUUUGUACAGGAGGUGAUGCAGAAUUCCCCUGCGGCUCGCACUGGAGUGGUCAAGGAGGGGGACCAGAUUGUGGGUGCCACCAUCUACUUUGACAACUUGCAGUCAGGUGAGGUGACCCAGCUGCUGAACACCAUGGGACAUCACACUGUUGGCCUAAAGCUGCACCGCAAGGGGGACCGUUCCCCCGAACCUGGCCAGACCUGGACCCAUGAAGUCUUCAGCUCCCGUAGUUCUGAGGUGGUUCUGAGCGGGGAUGAUGAGGAGUACCAGCGCAUCUAUACCACAAAGAUCAAGCCUCGGCUGAGGUCGGAGGAUGGAGUGGAAGGGGACCUGGGAGAAACCCAGAGCCGCACCAUCACAGUGACUAAAAGAGUCACAGCCUACACCGUGGAUGUGACUGGUCGAGAAGGAGUCAAGGACAUCGACAUCAGCAGCCCAGAGUUCAUGAUCAAGAUUCCAAGGCAUGAAGUGACUGAAAUCUCCAAUGUGGAUGUGGAGACCCAGCCUGGGAAGACAGUGAUCAGACUGCCCUCGGGAUCGGGGGUAACCUCUCCAAUCACAGGCUCUGCCGUGGACAUCCAGGCAGGGGCCAUUUCCGCUUCAGGACCAGAGCUCCAAGGUCCUGGCCACUCAAAAUUUCAGGUCACCGUGCCUGGGAUAAAGGUGGGAAGCCCGGGUGUCAAUAUCAGUGCAAAAAGCUUGGACUCGGGUGGCAAAGGAAGGGUCCAAGUUCCAGGAGUGGACAUUUCCUCUUCUCUUGGGGGUGGGGCAGUAGAGGUGCAGGGCCCAUCCUUACAGAGUGGUGAUAUUGGGAAAAUUAAAAUUCCUACCAUGAAGAUGCCAAAAUUUGGUGUCUCAGCAGGCCCCGAGGGCCAGGCACCGGAGGCAGGGCUGAAUGUUUCUGCACCAGAAUUCUCUGUGGGGCACAAGGGUGACAAGCCAGCCUUGAUCGUUGGUGGGCACAUCCAGGCCCCUCAUGUGGAAGUCAGUGCCCCUUCUGCCAGUGUUAAGGGGCUUGAGGGGAAGCUGAAGGGUCCCCAAAUCACUGGGCCAUCACUUGAGGGUAAUUUAGGCAUGAAAGAUGCAAAGCUGCAGGGGAACAUAGGAAUGGAUACCUAUGCUCCCAAAAUUGAGGGUGGCUUCACUGGUCCCAGUGUGGAAGUUCGAGCCCCUCAUGUUGAUGUUCAUGGGCUAGGGGGCAAACUGAAUGUGCCUGAGAUGAAAGUCCCUAAAUUCUCUGCGCCAGGUUCAAAGGGAGAGGGAGCUGGCAUUGAUGUGACAUUGCCCACAGGUGAACUGACUCUUCCUGGAGUCUCUGGGGAGGUCAGCCUGCCUGAGAUUGCUGUUGGUGGGCUAGAAGGAAAGAUGAAGGGUGAUAAAGUCAAGACUCCUGAAAUGAUCAUUCAGAAACCUAAACUCUCCAUGCAAGAUGUGGAUCUGAGCCUUGGGUCCGGCAAACUGAAGGGAGAUAUUAAAGUAUCUGCUUCUGAGGUGAAAGGUGACGCUAAAGGCCCUCAGGUGGCAGUUAAAGGCCCCCGAGUGGACAUAGAGACACCAAACCUAGAGGGGACUGUGACAGGCCCCAAGCUCAGUGGUCCUGGGAAACCAGAAACCUGCAGGAUCUCUAUGGCAGACGUAGACUUAAAUGUGGCUUCACCCAAAGGGAAAGGGGGUAUAGAUGUCAUACUCCCAAAAGUAGAAGGGAAAGUCAGAGUCCCUGAUAUUGAUGUCAAAGGCCCCAAAGUGGAUGUCAGUGCCCCAGAUGUGGAAGUUCAUAGCCCAGAAUGGAACCUGAAAAUGCCCAAGAUGAAGAUGCCCAAGUUCAGUGCUCCAGGAGUCAAAGGAGAAGGCCCAGAUGUAGAUGGGACUCUACCUAAAGGAGAUAUCAGUAUUUCAGGGCCUAAGGUCAAUGUAGAAACCCCAAAUGUCAAUGUGGAAGGUCUGGGAGGCAAACUUAAAGGCCCUGAUAUUAAGCUCCCUGAAGUAACUGUCAAGACUCCAAAGAUACCUGAUGUAGACGUGCAUGUUAAAGGUUCAAAGGUGAAGGGAGAGUAUGAGGCAACAGUGCCAAAGCUUGAGGCCGAACUGAAAGGCCCCAAAGUGGACACUGAUACCCCAGAAGUAGAUGUGCAUGGCCCCGAUUGGCACCUGAAGAUGCCCAAAAUGAAAAUACCCAAAUUCAGUGUUCCAGGGAUCAAAGCAGAGAGCCCAGAAGUCGAGAUGAACCUGCCCAAGGCUGAUGUGGACAUUUCUGGGCCUAAGGUAGAGGUCAGUGCUCCAGAUAUAAGCAUUGAGGGAGCAGAAGGAAAAUUGAAAGGGCCCAAGUUUAAAAUGCCUGAAAUGAAUAUCAAAGCUCCGAAGAUCUCCAUGCCAGAUGUGGACUUACACUUGAAAGGCCCCAGUGCAAAGGGAGAAUAUGAUGUUACAGUGCCAAGGGCUGAAGGUGAGCUUAAAGUUCCUGAUGUUGAACUUAAAAGUGCCAAAUUGGACAUUGAUGUCCCAGAUGUGGAUGUUCAAGGCCCAGACUUGAAGAUGCCCAAGAUGAAAAUGCCCAAGUUCAGCAUGCCAGGCUUCAAAGGAGAGGGUCCAGAAGUGGAUGUGAACCUCCCUAAGGCCAACGUUGAUGUCUCAGGACCGAAAGUGGAUGUUGAAGUUCCAGAUGUGAAUAUAGAAGUACCUGAAGGAAAGCUGAAGGGUCCCAAGCUUAAGAUGCCAGAGAUGAAUAUCAAAGCUCCAAAGAUCUCCAUGCCUGAUGUGGAUUUGCAUAUGAAAAGUCCCAAGGUCAAAGGAGAGUAUGAUGUCACAAUGCCAAAGCUGGAAGGGGACUUGAAAGGCCCCAAAAUAGAUGUCAGUGCUCCAGAUGUUGAUGUUCAUGGUCCUGAUUGGAACUUGAGAAUGCCAAAGAUUAAAAUGCCCAAAUUCAGCAUGCCCAGUCUCAAAGGAGAAGGCCCAGAAUUGGAUGCAAACGUGCCUAAGGCUGAUGUAGACAUUUCUGCACCAAAGCUAGAUAUUAGUCCUCCAGAUCUGAACCUUGAAGGACCAGAAGGGAAGUUGAAAGGUCCCAAGUUUAAGAUGCCUGAGGUGCAUUUCAAGGCCCCAAAGGUGUCUCUGCCAGAUGUUGACUUGGAUCUUAAAGGACCCAAAAUGAAAGGAAAUAUAGAUAUAUCAUCACCAAAAAUAGAAGGAGAGAUGACAGUUCCAGAUGUGGACAUCAAAGGUCCUAAGGUAGAUAUUAAAGCACCAGAUGUGGAAGGCCAAGGCCCAGACUGGAGUUUGAAGAUGCCGAAGAUGAAAAUGCCCAAGUUCAGUAUGCCUUCUCUCAAAGGUGAGGGCCCAGAUGGGGACGUGAACCUGUCCAAGGCUAGCAUUGAUGUCUCAGGACCUAAAGUUGACAUUGAAACCCCAGAUGUGAACCUUGAGGGACCAGAAGGAAAGCUGAAGGGUCCCAAAUUUAAGAUGCCUGAGAUGCACUUUAAGGCUCCCAAGAUCUCCAUGCCUGAUGUGGACUUGAACUUGAAAGGCCCCAAAGUCAAAGGAGGAGAUCUGGAUGUGACUGUGCCCAAGGUAGAAGGUGAAAUAGAAGUGCCAGAUGUGGACAUCACGGGGCCAAAAGUAGACGUCAGUGCCCCAGAUGUGGGUGUUCAUGGUCCAGAUUGGCACCUGAAGAUGCCCAAGAUGAAAAUGCCCAAGUUCAGCAUGGCUGGCCUCAAAACAGAGGGCCCUGAAGUAGAUAUGAGCAUACCCAAGUCUGACAUCGAUGUCUCAGGGCCCAAGGUGGACCUUGAGACCCCAGAUGUGAGUCUUGAAGGGCCAGAAGGGAAGCUGAAGGGCCCCAAGUUUAAGAUGCCUGACAUGCACUUCAAGGCCCCCAAGAUCUCCAUGCCUGAUGUGGACUUGCAUCUUAAAGGGCCCAAAGUAAAAACAGAUGUGGAUGUGUCUUUACCCGAGGUAGAAGGUGAAAUAAAAGUGCCAGAUGUUGGCAUUAAAGGGCCUAAAGUUGGCAUUGAUGCUCCAGAUGUGGACGUUCACGGCCCAGACUGGCACCUAAAGAUGCCUAAGAUGAAAAUGCCCAAGUUUAGCAUGCCUGGCUUCAAAGGAGAAGGUCCAGAAGUGGACAUUAAUCUUCCUAAGGCCAACAUUGAUGUCUCGGGACCCAAGGUGGACAUUGAUGCUCCAGAUGUGAAUAUCGAAGGUCCAGAUGCAAAAAUAAAAAGCCCCAAAUUUAAGAUGCCAGAAAUGAAUAUAAAGCCUCAGAAGAUAUCCAUGCCAGAUGUUAGCUUGAAUUUGAAAGGCCCUAAAGGGAAAGGAGAUUAUGAUGUCUCACUUCCAAAAGUAGGAGAGAUAAAACCUCCUGCUGUUGACAUCAAGGGCCCCAAAGUAGACAUUAAUGCACCAGAUGUGGAAGUUCAUGGCCCAGAUUGGCACCUGAAGAUGCCUAAGGUCAAAAUGCCCAAGUUCAGCAUGCCUAGUUUCAAAGGAGAGGGCCCUGAAGUGGAUGUGAACCUUCCAAAGGCCAGUGUUGAUGUCUCAGGACCCAAAAUGGACAUUGAUGUUCCAGAUGUGAAUAUUGAAGCUCCAGAGGGGAAACUAAAGGGUCCUAAGUUUAAAAUGCCAAGCAUGAAUAUACAGACACACAAAAUCUCUAUGCCUGAUGUCGGGCUUAAUCUGAAAGGACCUAAACUAAAAACUGAUGUGGAUAUUUCUCUUCCGAAAGUAGAGGGAGAUUUGAAAGGUCCUGAAGUUGAUGUUAAAGCCCCUAAGAUGGAUGUGGAUGUCGGUGAUAUUGAUAUUGAAUGUCCGGAAGGAAAAUUGAAAGGCCCCAAGUUUAAGAUGCCAGACAUGCAUUUCAAGACCCCCAAGAUCUCCAUGCCUGAUGUGGACUUACACUUGAAAGGCCCCAAAGUCAAAGGGGAUAUGGAUGUGUCUGUGCCUAAAUUGGAAGGUGAAAUAAAAGUGCCAGAUGUGGACAUCAAGGGGCCAAAAGUAGACGUCAGUGCCCCAGAUGUGGACGUUCAUGGGCCAGAUUGGCACCUGAAGAUGCCCAAGAUGAAAAUGCCCAAGUUCAGCAUGCCUGGCUUCAAAGCAGAGGGCCCAGAUAUGGAUAUGAAUCUGCCUCAGGCUGACAUUAAUGUCUCUGCACCCAAGGUAGACAUUGAUGCUCCUGAUUUGGAUAUCGAAGGACCAGAAGGAAAACUGAAAGGCUCUAAAUUUAAGAUGCCCAAAUUGAAUAUCAAGGCUCCCAAGAUCUCCAUGCCAGAUGUAGACUUGAAUUUGAAAGGGCCUAAACUGAAAGGAGAGAUAGAUGCUUCUGUGCCAGAAAUGGAAGCUGAGCUCAGAGGUCCACAAGUUGAUAUCAAAGGUCCUAGUGUGGAUGUGGAAGUGCCUGAUGUUGAUCUGGAAUGUCCUGAUGCAAAGUUGAGGGGCCCCAAGUUUAAGAUGCCUGACAUGCACUUUAAGACUCCCAAGAUCUCCAUGCCUGAUGUGGACUUACACUUGAAAGGCCCCAAAGUCAAAGGUGAUAUGGAUGUGUCUGUACCAAAAUUGGAAGGAGAUUUGAAAGGGCCCAGUGUGGAUGUGGAAAUGCCUGAUGUUGAUCUGGAAUGUCCUGAUGCAAAGUUGAAGGGCCCCAAGUUUAAGAUGCCAGACAUGCAUUUCAGGGCCCCUAAGAUCUCCAUGCCUGAUGUGGACUUAAAUUUGAAAGGUCCCAAAGUCAAGGGGGAUAUGGAUGUGACUGUGCCCAAGGUAGAGGGUGAAAUGAAAGUGCCAGAUGUGGACAUCACAGGACCUAAAGUAGACAUCAGUGCUCCAGAUGUGGGUAUUCAUGGUCCAGAUUGGCACCUGAAGAUGCCCAAGAUGAAAAUGCCCAAGUUCAGCAUGCCUGGCUUCAAAGCAGAGAGCCCAGAUGUGGAUGUGAACCUGCCGAAGGCUGACAUUGAUGUCUCAGGGCCCAAGGUGGACAUUGACGUCCCUGAUGUGAGUCUUGAAGGUCCAGAAGGGAAACUGAAGGGUCCUAAGUUUAAGAUGCCUGACAUGCAUUUCAAGGCCCCCAAGAUCUCCAUGCCUGAUGUGGACUUACACUUGAAAGGCCCCAAAGUCAAAGGCGAUAUGAAUGUAUCUGUGCCAAAGUUAGAAGGAGAUUUGAAAGGGCCCAGUGUGGAUGUGGAAGUGCCUGAUGUUGAUCUGGAAUGUCCUGAUGCAAAGUUGAAGGGCCCCAAGUUUAAGAUGCCUGACAUGCACUUCAAGGCUCCCAAGAUCUCCAUGCCUGAUGUGGACUUAAACUUGAAAGGCCCCAAAGUCAAAGGAGAUAUGGAUGUGUCUGUGCCAAAGUUAGAAGGAGAUUUGAAAGGGCCCAGUGUGGAUGUGGAAGUGCCUGAUGUUGAUCUGGAAUGUCCUGAUGCAAAGUUGAAGGGCCCCAAGUUUAAGAUGCCUGACAUGCACUUUAAGGCCCCUAAGAUCUCUAUGCCUGAUGUUGAUUUCAACUUAAAGGGUCCUAAAGUCAAAGGAGACAUUGAUGUUUCAGCACCAAAGCUUGAGGGAGCUUUAAAGGGUCCUGAACUGGACAUCAAAGGCCCUAAGUUGGAUGUUGACAUGCCAGAAGUAGCCGUGGAAGGCCCAGAAGGCAAAUGGAAAAGUCCUAAGUUCAAGAUGCCAGACAUGCACUUUAAAGCUUCCAAAAUUUCUAUGCCCAACAUUGAUCUUCACUUAAAGAGUCCGAAGGUAAAGGGAGAAAUGGAUAUAGAUGCUCCCAAAUUGGAAGGAGAUCUCAAAGGGCCACAUUUGGAUGUGAGUGGGCCAGACAUUGACAUUGAAGGACCGGAGGGCAAAUUGAAAGGCCCUAAGUUCAAGAUGCCGGAGAUGAACAUCAAAGCCCCCAAGAUCUCCAUGCCUGACAUUGAUUUGCAUCUUAAGGGUCCUAAAGUAAAGGGAGAUGUGGAUGUUUCCCUGCCCAGAGUGGAAGGUGACAUCAGAGGCCCUGAAGUUGAUGUCACAGGUCCAAAAAUGGACAUUAAUGCACCGGAUGUGGGUGUUCAAGGCCCAGACUGGCACCUAAAAAUGCCUAAGAUGAAAAUGCCCAAGUUCAGCAUGCCUGGCUUCAAAGCAGAGGGCCCUGAAGUGGAUGUGAACCUUCCCAAGGCUGACCUUGAUGUCUCAGGACCCAAGGUGGACAUUGAAGGUCCUGAUGUUAGCAUUGAAGGACCAGAAGGAAAGCUGAAAGGUCCAAAGUUCAAGAUGCCGGAGAUGAACAUCAAGGCCCCCAAGAUCUCCAUGCCUGACAUUGAUUUGCAUCUUAAGGGCCCUAAGGUAAAGGGAGAUGUGGAUGUUUCCUUGCCCAAAGUGGAAGGUGACCUCAAAGGCCCCAAAGUUGACAUUAAUGCUCCAGAUAUGGAUGUUCAAGGUCCAGAUUGGCACUUGAAGAUGCCAAAAGUGAAAAUGCCCAAGUUCAGCAUGCCUGGCUUCAAAGGAGAGGGCCCAGAAGUGGAUGUGAGCUUGCCCAAGGCAGACGUCAGUGUCUCAGGACCCAAGGUGGACAUUGAAGGUCCUGAUGUUAGCAUUGAAGGACCAGAAGGAAAGCUGAAAGGUCCGAAGUUCAAGAUGCCAGAGAUGAACAUCAAGGCCCCCAAGAUCUCCAUGCCUGACAUUGAUCUUAACCUGAAAGGCCCCAAAGUGAAGGGCGAUGUGGAUGUGUCUCUGCCAAAAGUGGAGGGUGAGAUUAAAGUUCCUGAAGUUGACCUCAAAGGGCCUAAAGUGGACGUUGAUGCCCCAGAUGUGGACGUUCAUGGCCCAGACUGGCACCUGAAGAUGCCCAAGGUGAAAAUGCCCAAGUUCAGCAUGCCUGGCUUCAAAGGAGAGGGCCCAGAAGUGGAUGUGAGCCUGCCCAAGGCAGACGUCAGUGUCUCAGGACCCAAAGUGGACAUUGAUGUUCCAGAUAUGAAUAUCGAAGGUCCAGAUGCGAAACUAAAGGGCCCCAAGUUCAAGAUGCCAGAGAUGAACAUCAAGGCUCCUAAGAUCUCAAUGCCAGAUUUGGACCUUAAUCUUAAAGGACCAAAAGUGAAAGGAGAUGUGGAUGUUUCUCUUCCAAAUAUAGAGGGCGAUUUGAAAGGACCUUCUCUUGACAUAAAGGGCCCAAAGUUAGAUGUAGAUGCUCCAGAUAUUGACAUUCAUGGCCCUGAGGGCAAAUUAAAGGGUCCCAAGCUAAAAAUGCCUGAUAUGCAUGUAAACAUGCCCAAGAUCUCCAUGCCAGAAAUUGAUUUGAAUUUGAAGGGCUCAAAGCUGAAGGGUGAUGUUGAUAUCUCUGGACCCAAAUUGGAGGGUGACAUUAAAACUCCUAAAUUGGAUGUAAGGGGCCCAGAAGUGGAUAUUUCUGGUCCUAAGGUCAACAUAGAAGGAAAAUCAAAGAAAUCUCGUUUUAAGCUUCCCAAAUUUAAUUUUUCUGGAUCCAAAGUUCAGACACCUGAAGUGGAUGUCAAAGUUAAAAAGCCAGAUGUUGAUGUAACAGUUCCAAAAGUUGAUAUUAAUGCUCCAGAGGUUGAAGUCCAAGGAAAAGUGAAAGGAUCCAAGUUUAAAAUGCCUUUCCUGAGUAUUUCUUCUCCCAAAGUUUCUAUGCCUGAUGUGGAACUAAAUUUGAAAACUCCUAAAGUCAAAGGAGACUUAGAUGUAGCAGGUCCGAAUUUGGAAGGAGACUUUAAAAGUCCCAAAGUGGAUAUGAAAGCACCAGACGUUCAUCUUAAUGCACCUGAUAUGGAUGUUCAUGGUCCAGAAUGGAAUCUGAAAAUGCCCAAGAUGAAAAUGCCCAAGUUCAGUGUGUCUGGCUUAAAAGCAGAAGGGCCUGAUGUGGCUGUGGAUGUACCAAAAGGAGACAUUAACAUUCAGGGUCCCAGUAUGAACAUUGAGGGUCCAGAACUCAAUGUAGAAGGUCCAGAGGGAAGCUUAAAAGGUCCCAAAUUCAAGAUGCCUGAGAUGAACAUCAGAGCUCCAAAGAUCUCCAUGCCCGACAUUGACCUAAACCUCAAGGGCCCCAAGGUGAAAGGUGAUAUGGAUGUUUCCCUUCCCAAACUUGAAGGGGAUCUUAAAGGGCCAGAGAUUGACAUUAAAGGCCCUAAAGUGGACAUUGAUGCCCCAGAUGUGGACGUUCAUGGCCCAGACUGGCAUCUGAAGAUGCCCAAGGUGAAAAUGCCCAAGUUCAGCAUGCCUGGCUUCAAAGGAGAGGGUCCAGAAGUGGAUGUGAACCUGCCCAAGGCUGACAUUGAUGUCUCAGGACCUAAGGUGGACAUUGAAGGUCCUGACGUUAACAUCGAAGGACCAGAAGGAAAGUUGAAAGGCCCUAAGUUCAAGAUGCCAGAGAUGAACAUCAAGGCCCCCAAGAUCUCCAUGCCUGACAUUGAUCUUAACCUGAAAGGCCCCAAAGUAAAGGGCGAUGUGGAUGUGUCUCUGCCAAAAGUGGAGGGUGAUCUAAAGGGCCCUGAGGUGGAUAUUACAGGUCCCAAAGUGGACAUUGACAUUCCUGAUGUCAGCAUUGAAGGCCCAGAGGGUAAGCUGAAAGGGCCCAAAUUUAAAAUGCCAGAGAUGCACCUAAAAGCUCCCAAAAUAUCUAUGCCUGAUAUAGAUUUAAAUCUGAAAGGCCCCAAAAUGAAGGGCGAUAUGGAUGUUUCCCUCCCCCAAAUUGAAGGGGAUCUUAAAGGCCCAGAGGUUGACAUCAAAGGUCCAAAAAUGGACAUCAGUGCCCCAGAUGUCGAUGCUCAUGGCCCAGACUGGCACUUGAAGAUGCCCAAGGUAAAAAUGCCAAAGUUCAGCAUGCCUGGCUUUAAAGGAGAGGGCCCAGAAGUGGAUGUGAACCUGCCCAAGGCUGACAUCGAUGUCUCAGGGCCCAAGGUGGACAUCGAAAGUCCUGAUGUUAGCCUUGAAGGACCAGAAGGAAAGUUGAAAGGUCCGAAGUUUAAGAUGCCUGAGAUGAACAUCAAAGCCCCCAAGAUCUCCAUGCCUGAUUUGCAUCUGAAAGGUCCGAAAGUGAAGGGAGAUGUGGAUGUUUCCCUGCCCAAAGUGGAAGGUGACCUCAAAGGCCCUGAAAUUGACAUCAAAGGCCCUAAGCUGGACAUUAAUGCUCCGGAUGUAGAUGUUCAAGGCCCAGAUUGGCACCUGAAGAUGCCCAAGGUGAAAAUGCCCAAGUUCAGCAUGCCUGGCUUCAAAGGAGAGGGCCCAGAAGUGGAUGUGAACCUUCCCAAGGCUGAUAUUGAUGUCUCAGGGCCCAAGGUGGACAUUGAAGGUCCUGAUGUUAGCAUUGAAGGACCAGAAGGAAAGCUGAAAGGUCCGAAGUUCAAGAUGCCGGAGAUGAACAUCAAGGCCCCCAAGAUCUCCAUGCCUGACAUUGAUCUUAACCUGAAAGGCCCCAAAGUGAAGGGCGAUGUGGAUGUGUCUCUGCCAAAAGUGGAGGGUGAGAUUAAAGUUCCUGAAGUUGACCUCAAAGGGCCUAAAGUGGACAUUGAUGCCCCAGAUGUGGAUGUUCAUGGCCCAGACUGGCACCUGAAGAUGCCCAAGGUGAAAAUGCCCAAGUUCAGCAUGCCUGGCUUCAAAGGAGAGGGCCCAGAAAUAGAUGUGAACCUGCCCAAGGCAGACGUCAGUGUCUCAGGACCCAAAGUGGACAUUGAUGUUCCAGAUGUGAAUAUUGAAGGUCCAGAUGUGAAACUAAAGGGCCCCAAGUUCAAGAUGCCAGAGAUGAACAUCAAGGCACCCAAGAUCUCCAUGCCUGACUUUGAUUUGCAUUUGAAGGGUCCUAAGAUGAAAGGAGAUGUGGAUGUUUCUCUGCCUAAAGUAGAAGGUGAUCUAAAGGCUCCUGAAGUUGAUAUCAAAGGCCCAAAACUAGAUAUUGAUGCCCCAGAUGUUGAUGUUCAAGGCCCAGAUUGGCACCUGAAGAUGCCCAAGGUGAAAAUGCCCAAGUUCAGCAUGCCUGGCUUCAAAGGAGAGGGUCCAGAAGUAGAUGUGAGCCUGCCCAAGGCUGACAUCGAUGUCUCAGGACCCAAGGUGGAUGUAGAUGCUCCUGACAUUGACAUUCAUGGUCCAGAAGGGAAACUAAAGGGCCCUAAGUUUAAAAUGCCUGAUCUCCACCUCAAGGCACCCAAGAUCUCCAUGCCUGAAGUUGACCUGAAUCUAAAAGGGUCAAAGGUGAAGGGCGAAGUAGAUGUGUCUCUGCCAAAAGUGGAAGGAGACCUCAAAGGCCCUGAAGUUGACAUCAAAGGUCCCAAAGUGGACAUCAGUGCCCCAGAUGUGGAUGUUCAAGGUCCAGAUUGGCACCUGAAGAUGCCCAAAGUGAAAAUGCCUAAGUUCAGCAUGCCUGGCUUCAAAGGAGAGGGCCCAGAAGUGGAUGUGAACCUUCCCAAGGCUGACAUUGAUGUCUCAGGGCCCAAGGUGGACAUUGAAGGUCCUGAUGUUAGUGUUGAAGGACCAGAAGGAAAGUUGAAAGGUCCGAAGUUCAAGAUGCCUGAGUUGAACAUCAAGGCCCCCAAGAUCUCCAUGCCUGAUUUGCAUCUGAAAGGUCCGAAAGUGAAGGGAGAUGUGGAUGUUUCCCUGCCCAAAGUGGAAGGUGAUCUCAAAGGCCCUGAAAUUGACAUCAAAGGUCCUAAAGUGGACAUUAAUGCUCCGGAUGUCAACAUUGAAAGUCCAGAAGGAAAAUUACAGGGCCCGAAAUUUAAAAUGCCAGACAUGCACAUCAAAGCUCCUAAGAUUUCCAUGCCUGACUUUGACUUAAAUCUUAAAGGGCCUAAAGUAAAGGGCGAUGUGGACCUUGCACUACCUAAAGUGGAAGGUGAGCUGAAAGGACCAGAGAUAGACAUUGAGGGUCCUGAAGGAAAACUCAAAGGUCCCAAAUUUAAGGUGCCAGAUGUCCAUUUUAAAACUCCACAAAUCUCUAUGAGUGACAUUGAUUUGAACUUGAAAGGACCUAAGAUAAAGGGAGAUUUGGACAUUUCCAUUCCGAAACCAGAAGGAGAUUUGAAAGGUCCCAAAGUAGAUGUCAAAGGCCCUAAACUGGACAUAGACACUCCUGACAUUGACAUUCAUGGUCCAGAAGGGAAACUGAAGGGCCCCAAGUUUAAAAUGCCUGAUCUCCACCUCAAGGCACCCAAGAUCUCCAUGCCUGAAGUUGACCUGAAUCUAAAAGGGCCAAAGGUGAAGGGCGAAGUAGAUGUGUCUCUGCCAAAAGUGGAAGGAGACCUCAAAGGCCCUGAAGUUGACAUCAAAGGUCCCAAAGUGGACAUCAGUGCCCCAGAUGCGGACGUUCAAGGUCCAGAUUGGCACCUGAAGAUGCCCAAAGUGAAAAUGCCCAAGUUCAGCAUGCCUGGCUUCAAAGGAGAGGGUCCUGAAGUGGAUGUGAGCCUGCCCAAGGCUGACAUUGAUGUCUCAGGGCCCAAGGUGGACAUUGAAGGUCCUGAUGUUAGCAUUGAAGGACCAGAAGGAAAGCUGAAAGGCCCUAAGUUCAAGAUGCCAGAGAUGAACAUCAAGGCCCCCAAGAUCUCCAUGCCUGACAUUGAUCUUAACCUGAAAGGCCCCAAAGUGAAGGGCGAUGUGGAUGUGUCUCUGCCAAAAGUGGAAGGUGACAUCAAAGGCCCUGAAGUUGAUAUCACAGGUCCAAAAAUGGACAUUAAUGCACCGGAUGUGGGUGUUCAAGGCCCAGACUGGCACCUGAAGAUGCCUAAGAUGAAAAUGCCCAAGUUCAGCAUGCCUGGCUUCAAAGGAGAGGGCCCAGAAGUGGAUGUGAGCCUGCCCAAGGCAGACAUCGAUGUCUCUGGACCCAAGAUGGACAUUGAUGUACCUGAUGUGAAUAUUGAAGGUCUGGAUAUGAAGAUGAAAGGUCCCAAGUUUAAGAUGCCUGAGAUUAAUAUCAAGGCUCCCAAGAUCUCCAUGCCUGAUGUUGAUCUGGAUUUAAAAGGACCCAAAGUAAAAGGAGACUUUGAUGUGUCUGCUCCUAAGAUUGACGGUACUUUCAAAGGGCCUGAAGUAGACCUUAAAGGCCCAAGUCUGGACUUUGAAGGCCCUGAUGCCAAACUUAGUGGUCCUAGUUUGAAGAUGCCAUCGUUGGAUAUAUCUGUUCCUAAAGUAACUGUGCCUGAUAUUGAUUUGCAUCUCAAGACACCAAAAAUUGGAGUUUCUGGUCCGAAGUUAGAAGGUGGUGAAGUGGACCUCAAGGGGCCCAAAGUUGAUUUAGAAACUCCAAGCUUAGAUGCACACAUGGAGAGCCCAGAUAUCAGUAUUGAGGGGCCAGAUGUUAAAUUACCCAAAUUUAAGAAACCCAAAUUUGGAUUUGGUGCAAAAAGCCCUAAAACUGACAUCAAGAUGCCGUCACUUGAUGUGACAGCUCCUGAAGCUGAGCUGAAUGUUGAGGCUCCUGAAAUUAGCAUUGGUGGCAAGGGCAAGAAAAGCAAGUUUAAGAUGCCUAAAAUCCACAUGAGUGGUCCUAAAGUAAAAGCCAAAAAACAGGGAUUUGAUUUGAGUGUUCCAGGAGGUGAGAUUGACGCCAGCCUCAAGGCUCCUGAUAUGGAUGUCAAUGUUGCAGGGCCAGAUGCUGCACUCAAAGUUGACGUAAAAUCUCCCAAAACCAAGAAAACUAUGUUUGGAAAAAUGUACUUCCCAGAUGUAGAAUUUGACAUCAAAUCACCUAAAUUUAAAGCAGAGGCUCCCCUCCCUAGCCCCAAGUUGGAGGGUGAAAUCAAGGUACCUGAUGUGGAUAUUUCUUCACCAGGGAUUAAUGUGGAAGCUCCUGACAUCAAGAUGAAGGCUCCCAAGUUCAAGGUGCCAGGUGUGGAUGUCUCAGGGCCCAAAAUAGAGGGCCACUUGAAAGGCCCCAAAGUGCAGGCAAACUUGGACACACCUGACAUCAGCAUUGAAGGCUCUGAUGCGAAAAUCAAAGCCCCAUCUUUUGGCAUUUCUGCCCCUCAAGUCUCUAUACCCGAUGUGAAUGUUAACUUGAAAGGACCAAAGAUAAAGGGCGAUGUUCCCAGUGUGGGACUGGAAGGACCUGAUGUAGAUCUGCAAGGUCCAGAAGCAAGGAUCAAAUUCCCUAAGUUUUCAUUGCCCAAGAUCAGUGCCCCUGGUGUGAAAGUGGAGGGUAGGGGCCCUGAGAUCCAUGCCCAGCUGCCCUCUCUUGAAGGAGGCUUGAGCACACCAGAUGUUAAGCUUGAAGGGCCUGAUGUUUCUCUAAAAGGCCCAGGAGUGGACUUGCCUUCGGUGAACCUCUCCAUGCCAAAAGUCUCUGGGCCUGACCUUGACCUGAACUUGAAAGGACCAAGUGUGAAGGGAGAUCUGGAUGCAUCAGCUCCCAGCAUGAAGGUGCAUGCCCCAGGUCUUGACCUCAGAGGUGUUGGUGGGAAGAUACAGAUGGGAGGAGAUGGUGUGAACGUGCCAGGGAUUGAUGCCACGGCAGCACUUAAUGUUGGGGCACCAGAUGUGACGCUGAAGGGGCCGAGCCUACAGGGGGACCUUGCUGUGUCUGGUGACAUCAAGUGCCCAAAAAUAUCUGUGGGUGUUCCUGAUCUCAGCUUGGAGGCAUCAGAAGGUGGUAUCAAACUUCCUAAAAUGAAGCUGCCUCAGUUUGGCAUCUCCACUCCAGGGUCCGACUUGGACACUAACAUCAAGGGGCCACAAAUUGGUGGAGAACUAAAGGGGCCAGGUGUGGAUGUGAACCUGAAAGGGCCUCAGAUCUCAGCACCGGGCAUGAACUUCAAUUUGGAAGGACCAACAGUGAAGGGGAGCCUUGGGGCCACUGGCGAACUGAAAGGUCCCACAGUUGGAGGAAGUCUUCCAGGCAUCAGCAUUCAGGGCCUAGAAGGAAACCUCCAAAUGCCUGGAAUUAAGGCCUCUGGAUGUGAAAUGAGACUCCCGACUGGGCAGAUUUCUUCUGGUCCUGAAAUCAAAGGUGAUCUGAAAAGUUCAGGAAUAGGUCUCCACGGGGCUGUUCCUGAUAUCAGUGUAAAGGGGCCUUCUUUUAAUAUGGCAUCUCCUGAGUCAGAUUUUGGUGUCAGCUUGAAGGGCCCCAAAGUCAAAGGAGGUAUGGAUAUUUCAGGGGGUAUCAGCGCCCCUGACAUCAGCCUGGGUGAAGGGCAUAUGAGUGUCAAAGGCUCUGGGGCUGAGUGGAAGGGACCCCAAGUUUCCUCUGCUCUCAGCUUGGAUUCAUCUAAGCUAGCUGGAGGCCUUCAUCUCUCAGGACCAAAGGUAGACGCAGGUAUGAAAGGAGGUCAGAUUGGACUGCAGGGUCCUGGACUGAGUGUGUCUGGGCCUCAAGGUCACUUGGAAAGUGGAUCUGGAAAAGUAACAUUCCCCAAGAUGAAGAUCCCCAAAUUUACCUUCUCUGGCCGUGAGCUGGUUGGUAGGGAAGCUGGGGUGGAUGUCAACUUCCCUAGAGUGGAGGCCAGUGUGCAGGCUGGUGCUGGAGACAGCGAGUGGGAAGAGUCUGAAGUGAAACUUAAAAAAUCCAAAAUCAAAAUGCCCAAGUUUAAUUUUUCCAAACCUAAAGGGAAAGGAGGUGUUGCCGGCUCCCCUGAAGCAUCCAUUUCUGGGUCCAAAGGGGACCUGAAGAGCUCAAAGGCCAGCCUGGGCUCUCUGGAAGGAGAAGUAGAGGCCGAAGCAUCUUCACCAAAAGCCAAAUUCUCCCUGUUUAAAAGCAAGAAGGUAAGGCAGCGCUCCAGCUCUUUCAGUGAUGACAGGGAGUCCUCCGCACCAUCCACCCCAACCGGGACUUUGGAGUUUGAAAGCGGAGAGGUGUCACUCGAAGGUGGAAAAGUUAAAGGCAAACAUGGGAAGCUGAAAUUUGGUACCUUUGGUGGAUUGGGGUCAAAGAGCAAAGGUCACUAUGAAGUGACUGGGAGUGACGAAGAGGCAGGCAAGUUACAGGGGAGUGGGGUGUCCUUGGCCUCCAAGAAGUCUCGAUUGUCUUCCUCAUCUAGCAAUGACAGUGGGACUAAAGUUGGCAUCCAGCUUCCCGAGGUAGAACUGUCAGUGUCCACAAAGAAAGAGUAGCAGGCCUUUGUAUGUGUGUACAUAUAUAUGUAUAAAUACUACAUCAGCCUCGGGUGUGUUUGUAUAUAAACUCCAAAGAGAAACACCCCAACAGCCUCAGCAAUAAUGCAAAGACCUUGCCUCUAUCCGUGGCAAGUCCCGAAAAACCAACCGCCUUUCGGCUCCUGGAACUCUGCAACUAGGUAAAGAGUUCUGAGUUCAUCCAGCCCAUGUGCAAGGUCAACGGUAUUUGCCUUAAGAGUUCAGUUUUUUUGUUUUUUGUUUUGCAUUGAACGCUGAGAGCACUUGUUUACUAAGCAAGCUUUUGUGUUUAUUAUCCUCAUUUUUACUGAAUAUUGCUAGUUACUUGGGUAAUGGAAACCCAUUUUUUUCAUUGUAAUGACUUUUGGGGCUUUCAUUAGUAAGGGAGGGUGGGAUAACAGGCGGCAGAGGGGGCCAGAUCUUCAAUGCUCUGAAGAUUAGAGCUGUUCUAACGGUAGCACCCCGGCAUGACCCAGAAGAGGCGGCAGCCAGGGUGUGGGUGUUUUUCGAGCUCUGUAACGUAGCUCUUUCUCCCCAGGUGUGUUAGUUCCAGCCAGUUUGGUGCUCAAGGUGAGAGGGAAUUAGAAUCUGUUUGCAAAUUGUCCAACCUACCAGGUCAACAUUGAGGGGCUUCCAUUCUGUGUUUUGUAAGAAAAAAAGUUUUAUUCAUAACAGCCAUGUUUCUGAGAAAAGUUCUAAUUUCUUUUAACAAAUGUCAUCAUAACUAAGAAAAUCUCUGGCACUUUAAUGGCAAUUUAAUUGCGAAUGUAAGAAAGUUGAUGCUGUACAAGGCAAAUAAAGCGUUUAUUUACCCCGA